This is a messenger RNA of Symbiodinium natans, 354 nucleotides long. The record is from the annotation of a GenBank genome assembly. Lineage: Eukaryota; Dinophyceae; Suessiales; Symbiodiniaceae.
AUGCCGCCUUCCGGCCCUCGUGUCCCGCCAAAAGGGUCCAGAGAACUGAGACCACCAGGAGAGCCUCGCCCGCUGCAGCGGGUGUCGCAGGUCCAGAGGCAGGCGGAUGAGGUGAAGAAGCUGCAGCAGCAAGCAGGAGAUUUAGUGCGCGGCAACGAUUUGAGAGGCGCCAUCCACAUGUUCGAAGAUUGCAAAGCAGAGAUUGACGAUGCUUUGGAUGGCCUUCCCAAGGACGACCUUUGCUACAACACUCUAGUGGAGACAAGACGGAGCGUAGAAGAGAAAAUCUCAAAGUGCAAGCAAUUUCUGCCGUUCGAGUACUUCCUCACGGCACCAAACUUGCAAGCAAAGUGA